Molecule: messenger RNA, 1263 nt
Organism: Loxodonta africana (African savanna elephant)
Lineage: Eukaryota; Metazoa; Chordata; Mammalia; Proboscidea; Elephantidae
Product: olfactory receptor 2L13-like
Exons: 1
Coding region: 1-939 (312 amino acids)
Biological process (GO): G protein-coupled receptor signaling pathway; detection of chemical stimulus involved in sensory perception of smell
Cellular component (GO): plasma membrane
Molecular function (GO): olfactory receptor activity; G protein-coupled receptor activity
Source: RefSeq, a predicted model, not a curated record
AUGGAGAAAUGGAAUCAAACUUCAACUGAUUUCAUUUUGUUGGGACUUCUUCCCCCAAAUCUAACUGGUCUGCUGCUCUUGCUCCUUAUCAUCCUUGUAUUCCUUCUGGCCUUGGUGGGUAACUCAGCCAUGAUUCACCUCAUCCGUGUGGAUCCCCAUCUUCAAACACCCAUGUACUCUCUCCUCAGCCAGCUCUCCCUCAUGGAUCUGAUGUACAUCUCUACCACUGUCCCCAAGAUGGCACUCAACUUCUUCUCUGGCCAGAAAGGCAUCUCAUUCCUAGGGUGUGGUAUGCAAAGUUUCUUCUUUUUGACAAUGGCCUGUUCUGAAGGCUUACUCUUAGCCUCCAUGGCCUAUGACCAUUAUGUGGCCAUCUGUCGCCCCCUCCAUUAUCCCACCUGUAUGAGUAGAAGGAUGUGUGUCCAGAUGAUCAUAGGAUCUUGGAUCUUGGGUUCUGUCAACUCCUUGGCACACACAGUUUACGCUCUUCAUAUUCCUUACUGCUGGUCCAGGGCCAUUGAUCAUGUCUUUUGUGAUGUCCCAGCCAUGUUGCCUCUUGCAUGUAUGGACAGCUGGGUCUAUGAGUACAUGGUUUUUGUGAGCACUAGCCUCUUUCUCCUCCUUCCUUUCCUUGGCAUCACUGCUUCCUAUGGCAGAGUCCUUCUGGCUGUCUACCAUAUGCGCUCCAGAGAAGGAAGGAAAAAGGCCUUCACCACCUGUUCAACACAUUUAACUGUAGUUACCUUUUACUAUGCACCAUUUGUCUACACCUAUCUUCGGCCCAGGAAUCUCCACUUACCAGCAGAAGACAAGAAUUUGGCCGUUUUUUACACUAUCCUCACUCCCAUGCUCAAUCCUAUUAUCUACAGCCUGAGGAACAAGGAAGUCCUGGGGGCAAUGACAAGGGUGUUUGGAAUAUUCUCUUCCAAGAAAGAAUAGCCAUGGUUCUCCUUACUCUUUUUUCUUUAUUUCCUUUUUGGUGUUGAUUAGAGCAUCCGAGAGAAGUGGUGUUCAAUAGAAAUAUAAUAGAAGCCACACACGUAAUUUUAAAUUUUCUAGUAGACACAUUCAAAAUUUAAAUAAAACUGAAAUUAUUUAAAAUAGUAUAUUUACAUAACCCAAAACAUUAGUAACAUUAUUUUUAAAAAAAAACCAUUGCCAUUGAGUCAAUUCUGACUCAUAUGUAUCCUACAGAACAGAGUAGAACUGCUUCGUAGUGUUUCCAAGGAGCAGCUGGUGGAUUUGAACUUCCAAUCUUUUGGU